UGUCACUCGGUCCGGUUCAUUGGGCCUGUCCUAUAAGGACAAUGACAUAUCAGAGUCCCCUUUGAGUCCUAGUCCGCGCACCGGCGUACGUCAGUGACGGGUAGUGGUGAUGGGACGCGAUUCCAGUAUCGACUGCUUGGCGGACAGGUCUGGAUCCUUUUGCAGUGCCUCGAAUGGUACAGCAAGGGUAGUCCGCUGCUCUCGAACACAGUCGACUCAGCCUUUACAACACGCACUUUUUGUACUACACAGUAAGCCAUUGAGCUAACGGGGGACCAUUCUAUUGCUCCGCUUAUCACUUUGUCGUCGCUGCUCUGAAGCAGUAACAACCAGGCCAAGCAGCACACGUAGCGCAGCAAUGGCUCCGUUCCCUCAUUUUCACUGCAUUCUUCCGCUGAUGCUUCUAUUGCACCCACGUGCUUCCCUUUCCGCCGCGUCGAGCUCUGGUAGCAGCGACUGCACCCUUUUCGCGGUCAACGGCUCCUCCUCCGCAGCGGCGGCUUACUUCACACACUACCGCUUUUACGACUUCCGGAACGUUACGAACCCAAGGUCACCGCCCGCAGGGCAAUCUUCUGGCCUGGCAGCGUCACACACCACGAACGACAGCUCAUGGCUUCUGGACUGGAGCCCACGGAACCAAGCCAGAGGCGCAGCGAACCGAAUGAGCAUACCUGUGAACUACCUGCCUCAAAAUGUCUUCAUAUCGCCGGCGAAUGAGUCUUCGGCAGAUUAUGUGUCGUACCUCACGCUGGCCACCUCGCGCUUGAAGAACGACACCCAAUCUGCUGCUGAGAUCAUCUUCCUACCCUCUACUAACGUUGUUCACGUCUCCCUUCGUGUCUUUGCUCGUGUCUCCGGUGCUCCAGGUGCCGUAGCCGGGAUAUUCACCUACAACUCCGAUGAAUCGGAGUCUGACAUUGAGAUUCUGACACGCGAUCCGAUCUCGCAAGUUCGAUAUUCAAAUCAACCUACGACGGACCCAAACACCGGCGCGCCGAUUGCCGGUGCCACUAUCAACGCUACCAUUCCUUCCGGCAAUUGGCAGGAGUGGAACGUGCACAGGCUGGACUGGUUGCCGGGGCAGACUGCCGGAUGGGCAGAUGGCUCGCGCUUGCACACUUCCACUGUCAAUGUGCAGAACGGUACAGCAGGGAGUCAGGUGAUUCUCGACAUGUGGGGUAAUGGUGGCCUGUGGAGCGGUAACAUGGAUGUGGGCGGGAGAGCGAUUAUGGAGGUUCAGUGGAUUGAGAUGGCUUUCAAUGUCUCGGGUGGGGCCGCCGGCCCUGGGGGUACUGUUUGCGACAUCGACAAGGGUGUCGGAUCGCCUGUGCCAGCCGUAUCAGGCUGUGCUGGCAGUGGACUGGGUUCGCAUACUUGGGCGAUGAUAUACCUUACCGUUGUUUCGAUGCUAUGGCUUGCUUCCGAGCUAUGAUCAUGAUGCUUUGCGAGAUCUGCAAUUGUAGAGCGUUAUAGCUAGUGACGAGCCGCAUUUGGUUGUUUGUUGCCUGGUGCACAAACAAUGGAUGUUCUACCAACAGGAAUGAAUGAUAGAGCAUGCCGAAUGCACCGUGAAUCAAUAGAGCCACGAGCGACCCGCGCAGUUAUCGACUGCGACUACCAAGCGAGGAAGACUCGAAGGAGCGUCUUUCGAAAUCUUCGGGUGAUGAGAGGCUGGACGCGACUGUUGUUUCAAAUGCAAAG
Messenger RNA from Baudoinia panamericana UAMH 10762, 1704 nucleotides. Its product is annotated as glycoside hydrolase family 16 protein. The record is from RefSeq and is a predicted model, not a curated record. Bases 359 to 1435 code for a protein of 358 amino acids. The transcript has a single exon. Lineage: Eukaryota; Fungi; Ascomycota; Dothideomycetes; Mycosphaerellales; Teratosphaeriaceae. Gene Ontology annotation, molecular function: hydrolase activity, hydrolyzing O-glycosyl compounds. Gene Ontology annotation, biological process: carbohydrate metabolic process.